Passer domesticus (house sparrow) is the source of this 3290-nucleotide messenger RNA. Its product is annotated as syntaxin-binding protein 4-like. Gene Ontology annotation, molecular function: protein binding. The record is from RefSeq and is a predicted model, not a curated record. The transcript has 21 exons. Bases 462 to 2309 code for a protein of 615 amino acids. NCBI's taxonomy places the organism in Eukaryota, Metazoa, Chordata, Aves, Passeriformes, Passeridae.
UCGUGGCACUGCCUGUCCCCAGCCUGCACUCCUGGCCACAGCAGCAAAAUGCCCGGGCGGUGACUCUGGGCAGAGAUUUGUUAAUUAAAGCCAGGCUUUUUAAUCCUUCUCUCCAUAGCCUGGAUCUUCGAAGCAGGACUUAAUGAGCCCUGGAUAAAUAAGUCUCCUGAACCUUUUGCUGCCAGCCAGCUUAGGGCGGCCCCAGGGACAGGCCCCUGGCCAGAGGGGUGGCCCUGAGCAGCAGCCCCAGCCAAGGCAUUAAGGUCAUUGGUGGCAUCAAGGAGCUCACUGGAGAAGAAUAUGGAGUUUAUGUCAAGAGGAUCCUUCCAGGGGGUGUUGCUUACGCAGAUGGGCGCCUGCAGCCAGGAGACCAGAUCCUGGAGGUCAAUGGAGAUUCCCUAAUUGGGGUUACAAGCGAGAGGGCCGUGGACAUCCUGAGGACGGCGUCGGCCACCAGCCACAUGUGCCUCCUGAUAGCCCGCGAUGACGACGCCAAGAGAGAGUUCUCUGAGCUGCUGGAGAAGUUUGGCUCGCAGAGCAACACGGGCUCAGCGCGGAGCUCGCCGGUCCUGCACGGUGGCAGUCGAUACCUGGAGAGCACCUCCUCGGGCUCGUCCUCCCGCUCCCAGAGCCCGCUGCUGCUGAGCCCUGCCAACUCCCACGGCCCCUUCCUGGGGAGCCUGGCGCACGCUCCUCACGCACACUACUCCGUUGACUCAGGAAUCCAGAGCAUUUCUAUAGCAAACUCCUCUGGCUUGGGGCUGACAAUCAGUGGUGGAUCCAACAGGCCUGACGGGCCCAUGGUUUAUGUCCAAGAGCUUUUGCCAGAUGGGGACUGUUACAAAGAUGGUCGACUCCGACCUGGAGACCAGCUCAUCGCUAUCAACAGAGAUUCUCUGGUGGGCAGCACACAUGAGGAGGCCAGAAAAAUAAUUGAAAAAGCCAAAUUCAGACACGAGGGAAGCACAGAAGUGGCCUUUAUCCCUGGGAGGGGCCGGUUACAUCCCGGACUGUCAGCUCACAGCAACAGCCCAUCCCCACCCCCAAAGGCUCUGGGAAACGGCCUGGGCUCCUGCAGGCUGAAGGUCCACGUGAGGUCCCCAGAGAAUAGACGUGAAAAUCCUUUUCCUGUGCCUUCUUUGUCUCCGGACAUCUGCCCACCAGAGCUUACAGUCUCAGCACCUGCUUCAGCUUCUAACUACAAAGCAGCUUCAGGCACCAAACCCAAAGUAGCACUGGAUCCCCAUAUCCGGCUCAAGGAUGGAAAACUGGAACUGGUUCUGCAGUACCUUGGUCUGGAUGUGACCGAGGAGAAGAAGAGGCAGCUCCGGCAAAGCCUGACCACGGACUCGCAGGGGACUGUGGCCUAUGGAGAUGUUCUCCAAGCACUCAGGGAUCUGAUGCAGGAGGAGCUGGACGAGGCUGGUCUGGAUUCCAGCUCUGUGCUCUUCACUCAGCACGAAGUGGCCAAUUUGCUGGAUACAUCAGCUUUUCACUCCCCGACCUUUGCCUCUCUCAGCUGCAAUGGCAGCGAGGACCUGGAGCAGCUGCAGCUGGAGAUGAGGGAUCUGCGGCAUGAAGUCCGCAGGCUGAAGUCUCUCCUGAGAGAAGUGGAGAGCAGCAAGAAGCUGAUGGAGGAUGAGCUUCAGAGGCUGAACCAAAAGGCGCUGGGGUUCCUGUCGGAGAACCGGAGCCUGCACAGCAAACUGCAGAUGGCUGAGGUGGUGCAGAGACAGGCCCACAGCGCCGAGCAGGACUACGAGGAAGUGAUCCACCUGCUGGAGGCUGAAAUUGCAGAACUGAAGAUGCAGCUGGCGGGGAAAAAAGCAAAGCACAUCUCUGAAAUAGAGGAGGACAUCCUGGAGCUGAGGAGGCAGCUGUCCCUGGCUGAUGGCCAGCUACGAAAAUCCGAAGUCUCACGGAAGCGCCUGGAGAUCUGCAAUAGGAAACUGCUCCUGUUUGUGCAGAACAUUUACAAGGUCCUGAGCACACACAGUCAUUUACCAGAUGAGAAAAGCGUCAACCAUGAAACAGAAGAGGAUAAAACAGAUGCAGUCUCAGACACAUCUCUUCCACCUUCAGAUCUUGUUGACCUUUUGCUGUCAGAAGCUAAAGAACUGUUAGCACCAAUCCUCUCCAACAAGGAUGCUCUGCCAUGGGACAGGGACCAGUGCCUGCCUGCUGAAGGAAUCCCAAAUUACAAGGACCACCUCCAUCAGAAGACCACGUGGCCCCCUCCUGCAGGCCAGACCAAGAGUGACCAACCACAGCCACCAAGCCCAACAGAAGUACCUAAGAAGUCGACAUAAAUAUCCCAUGGCUUGGUGGUACUCCAAACCACAGCCAUCCAUCCUGUGGGAGACAGGAAAGACACCCCCCAGGCACCUCAGCAUCCAGGCCAAGCAGACUGAGAACAAGCUUUCUGACACAAGAAUCAUUCUUCCUAACUAUCCAAGACUUUUUCAGCAACCUCCCCUGCACGUCUACCUCUGAGUUAUCAUACAAAGCUUUUUGCUCACGGUUUUGCAGCUUUAUAGGAAAAAUAUUCUCAUGAGGCUACAGAGGCCUGGAUUUCUGUGGCAGCCUUUUAGAGCUUGUAUUCUGGGUAGCUUGAAUGUACCUGAGGGACUCAGGGGUCUCCAACAGAUCCCUUUUGGUAUUUCAGAUGAAAAACCAAAGUCUAUUUAGUGACUGUAAUCAAAGCAGCUUAAUCCCUAGCGUCCUAGUUGUCUUGGGAUAGGUACUUCUCUUUUUAUUCUUUUUGUAUAGCUUCUCCCAGCUGCAGUGCUUGGAGUGGGAAGCACACCUCAGGCAGUUGCAGAGUGCAGGACAGGCAGCGGGGUGCUCCGGUCACAGCGUGGACACCGAGCCCUCCCUGGAACGCGGGGCAGGACAUAGUGGGCAUAGUGAACAUAGCUCAGAAAGGUCCCUGGUGUCACUGGAAAUCACAUCCACGUGGUGCAAGACUGAGACAGCAGUGGAUGGGGAUCAGAUCUGAGAUGGGCAGAGGUCUGGAAAGUAAAAUGGAAACACUCCUCACAAGGAGUUUCUCUCUGGUUUCUGAUUGCAGCUGCUGUGUUCAGAGUCUCACAGACAAAGACACAGCCUGAAACCAUUUUUCCUCCCUCUUAUUUUGGCAGCUCCUGGGGAGAUGCAUUGAGAAGUUUCAGGAAAAUGGGGUACAAUCUGGCUUUUACAAAUAAUUUGUUAAGAUUACUUCAAAUCUUCUUUGUGGGGGUUCAAAGCUUGUGGAUCCUUUAUUGUCUAAAUUAAAGGCUUAGGCAAAAUCA